Molecule: messenger RNA, 1163 nt
Organism: Trichoderma harzianum CBS 226.95
Lineage: Eukaryota; Fungi; Ascomycota; Sordariomycetes; Hypocreales; Hypocreaceae
Exons: 1
Coding region: 370-972 (200 amino acids)
Source: RefSeq, a predicted model, not a curated record
GGGAUAUGAGCUUUAUUCUCGUAGUGUUCACGUAGAUAGCAGGUAGAUGCUAUGUAGACGCGAUAUACUUUGCCUCCACGUAGACAUAUGGCAAUACUCCAUCAAGAACUCUGCGCACAACGUAUGAGCCUCCGCUGUCUCGUAAUAUUCCGAGCGAUAUUCUGGUCCAAACCGGUGCCCACAGCUGGUAUAUGAAUUUGAAUACCCCCCUCCGCCACACCAAAUGGUCUUUAUCCUAUCUUCAUCCUUUCUGUGAGAUGACUGCAACUGGAAUCGUGCUGGAAACUUCUUCUCAUACACUACCUACUCAGGUACUCAACAGUCGAUCACAUAAAACCACCUACCUGCCUAUUUCGUUAACCUCGCAAAAUGCCAAUGCCACCUUUUAUUCCUGAUUACCUCCAGAGAGAGCUUUCAAAGCAUCGCAAUCUGGCUCCGGAAACGACGAAUUCCAUUCUUCCAGAAUUAGAUGAGCAGCUUUCCGGGUCGGAAGACGCCGUCGUUGCGAUAUGCUUUAUUGGCGGAUUCGUUGCCUUCUUCAUGGUUCUAGUCAUCUGGGACUUGAAAAAUAAAUCCGGGCCCGGAUGGGUCCGCCGACUCGCCAGCUUCUGCUCCAGCAAGGCCCGAAACGUAUUCACCAAGAUCAAGAGCUGUAUGAAGCGACGGGAGAGGACGAGGACCCCAGACGACGUCAGCGAUCCUAAUACCGUGGCUACCGGACCUUUAGCGACGAAUCAUGUUGGAAAAGCCUCCGAACCGUUGUCGGACGUUGAACUUCGUGUUAUGAUUACGCCGUUUGAGGUGCCGUUUACGGAGGGUACAAGUACCGGCGAGGGAGCGUGUGGGAUGAAUUGCGAGGCAAAUUGUUAUCGGACAUUUGAUCAAGACGCCGACGGGGGCUCUGGAGUUGGCAGACCGGAAAGAUUGGAGAGAUUGGAGGGUUCACCGACAGCCGACGGGGUGAUUAUUUGACCUAGAUGGAUAGCUUAGACUGUGGAGAUUUCGGAGCUUGUUUUUUGGUGGUUUUGGAUGGGGCAAAAAGGACUCAAGAUGUGGUCACCAAAUUGGGAUUGCAAAUUCUAAGAUUUCUUUUUUUGUUUAAGUAUUGGGUAAUAUGAUGAAAAUAAAGGAGUUGGGAGCGUAACGGAACUGGUAGAUAUCCU